Molecule: messenger RNA, 1066 nt
Organism: Blepharisma stoltei
Lineage: Eukaryota; Ciliophora; Heterotrichea; Heterotrichida; Blepharismidae
Source: the annotation of a GenBank genome assembly
AUGGCAAAGCUCGAAAGCUAUUCUAACCUUACCAAGCUUCAAGAAGAUCUUCUCAAGAAAGGUUACUGCUUUGGACAGCUUGCAGCUCUCGCAGUCUACACCAAGCACGAAAGUGGACUUAACACAAAGACCUCCCUAAAACAAGUCAAAUCAACUACAGAUGUUCCUAACAUCACUGGAACCACUUAUUUUAAGUUCACCGACCCUAGGUUCGCUCUUAAGCAAGAAUUCCAGACUUCUCUUCUUUAUAAGACCAUUUUGGAGUUCACCCCUGAAAAGUUCAAGAAUGUUAAAGGAAAGAUUGAGGUUGAAGCAAAAUAAUACAAUGCAGGGUGUUAGGGUGUUAAGGUGUUAGAAAUAAAACAAAAAUAUAUAAGAUGCAUAAAGACAAAUUAAUAUUAAUUAAGAUUAUUGAAGCAAACAGAGCAACUGGUGCUUGCAAACAAACAGCCUCUGUUGAGUGCAGCAGCGAUAAAACCAAAUCAAAAGUUGCUAUAGGCAGUGACCACCUCUUCAAGACUAGCAUCGUAAGGUCUUUUGGAAGCUUCGGAGCUGGGAUUGAUUUUGCUUUUGACUUGAAUACCUGGAGAUUUGGAACUUAUAACGCAGCUGCUUACUAUUUCGCUGAUAAAUAUAUACCAAUUUCUAUUAAUUUCUAUAUUAAUCACUUAUUAUUUUCCCUGUGUUCCCAUUUAAAUCAAUUCAAAUAAAAAAAGACUAUAGAGCUGUCUUAAAGCACAUCAGCACUGAUAAUAAAGCUUACACCUUCGGAAACUUAGUAGGGUCAUUUUAUUUCGUCCAAACAGCCCAAACCAAGUUCGGAGCUGCAGCCACUGUCUCAAGCGCUGGGUUAUCUGAUUUAACUGUAGGUUUCCAGCAUGCUUUGUCAGAUAAUAAGACUUUGAAAGGAAGAAUUAGCAAGAACGGAACUGUAGGGUGGAAUCUUAGAGCUAAAGUCAAUCAAUAUGUGAGUGUCACAACUGCAAAUCAGUUCAAUCUUAAGUCAUUCUGCUCAUCAGAAAACCCUAACUGGCAACUUGGACUUAGAGUUAAAAUUAACCAAUAA